CUCUCGUUAUAAUAUGUGAAACCUGGAUGCACUAAACCUCUCACUUCGUGUCUGCUUAUGCGUAUAGCGAAGCAUCCGCGAGACUGCGACAGAUCUAAGGGAAGAUAUACAUAUAUACUGGUAUACACCCUAAUAUAUACUCUGUAUUUAUUAUCCACACAUAUUGAUAUAUAUAUAUAUAUAUAUAUACUCCUAUCAUAUUAUACUUUUGCUUAUCUCUGUUUCAUUGAGCGAAAGUUAGGAUGGGUAGCAGAGGGGGCAGUAAGAAUGGCGGCGCCGGCGGAGUGGCAACGAUUCCUUCAGGAUCGCGAAAGAUGGUGGAUAGUUUGAAGGAGAUAGUGAAGAACUAUCCAGAGUCUGAGAUCUACGCCGCUCUUAAAGAGUGUAAUAUGGACCCUAACGAAGCCGUCAACCGGCUUCUCUCUCAAGAUCCUUUUCAUGAGGUGAAGAGCAAACGAGAUAAAAGAAAAGAGAAUAAGGAUUUCACUGAAUCUAGGCCACGUGGUGCCAGUAAUUAUGGCCGUGGGGGUAAAGGAAGUGCAGAUCGCUUUUCCGGGCGUGCGGGUUCAGACUCAACAUUACAUGAAAAAUCUACCUCUGCCUACAAGGAGAACGGAUUCACUACAAUUAAAUCAUCUAAAAUUGCUGGGGGUGUUUCAAGUAGGCGUCUGCCUUCUAUCAAUGAUGCUGUUGAUACUGAGACCAAAAAGCCAGUUGAUAUGGCAGCUGAUGAUGUUCCAGCAGCUCCACAACAUUCAUCUGGAAACCAGUCUGCUUGGGUAAGUGUCCCAGGGCAAAUGUCAAUGGCUGAUAUUGUUAAGAUGGGUAGGCCGCAAAAUAAGGCUCCACAUGUUCCAAGUAGUGAAUCAUGGCAACCGGUCAGUGCCAGUCACAAAUUUGCUCCAAGGCCUUCAUCUGGAGCUCAACAUGAUGACUGGCCUCUAAUUGAGCAGCCAUCAGCAGCUGCUAGAAGUUCUUCUAUCUCAGAUCCUCUCACUUCACAGCUGCAUCCGGAUUCCUCUAAUACAGACUUGAAUAGAAGUAACCAACAGCAUUCACAUUUAGAUGAGGUUCCAGAAGCAGUAGAAAGUGGCAUUAAUGGUGACAGUCCUGUGGUGCCCGGGUUUCUUCAGAAUAGGAAUUUGCUGGAGGAUACAUCUGGAGGUGUAGACAGUGAUCAUGGUAGAUACCAGCCUCCACUUUAUCAUGGCGUUGAUGGGAAUGAAAUUGAGGAUGCUGAUACCUCAGUAUCAUUAGCUACUGCCAACAUGCAUCAACUCACUAUGGAGGAGGGGAUAGAGGAGGAGGUAGAGGACGAGGACGAGGAGGAGCAAGGUGUGUCACCUGAAAGGGACGGACCUUCUGUAGUCAUUCCACAGCACCUACAAGUUCAUGCUGCAGACUGCUUGCACCUUAACUUUGGCAGCUUUGGACCUGCAAUUAGUGCUACAAUUCCUGGGGAUUUAACAUCUGCUCCUAAUGCAGAGACACAUGUGGAAGACACAUCUAUAGAUUCAGAUGCUCCGCCAGUUGGGCAUUUGACCAACGGAAGUUCUGAAUACUAUGGUGAUGAAGAUCUGAGGAAUGCACCAGAUGAUAUUCUAUUCCCUAGGACUGAAGCUGUUUCUGGGAAUUAUGAGUCACCUUCUGAUUCACAACCGGAUACACUGAAAGUGGAACAUUCUGAAGUAGCAGCACAUGAUAGUCAGUACAGCUUUCAAUCAAAUACUCCUGCUGGUUAUACUUAUGAGAAUUCUCAACCAUCUAAUGUGGCAUUUAGUCAAUCUCAAACAAGUUCCCAUAUACAAAAUCUUGAUACCUAUACAAAUUCCACGGGAUACACUGCUCCCUUACCAAGCAAUUUGUUGUCAGCAAAUGCUCAUGCUGGUAGAGAGCCUGAACAUUCUUACUUGCCAUUUUCUUCACAAGCAAUGCCCCCAAAGUAUGGAAACUCAGUUUCUGGGGUUGGUGGCCCUACGAAUUCCAUGCCAGAGGCUUUGAAAACUAUUGCUUUUCCGUCAACACAUCCCUCACAACAGACCCUUAAUGGGACCAACAUUGCCACGGGGCCCGCACUUCAUCAACACCUUGCUUUGCAUCCAUAUUCUCAAACAACUCUUCCUGUGGGACCUUAUGCAAACAUAAUCAGUUACCCUUUUCUGCCACAGAGUUAUGCGUACAUGCCUCCUGGUUUCCAACAACAAUCCUUUGCUGCUGGUAAUAGUACUUACCAACAAUCUCUGGCAGCGAUGCUCCCACAGUACAAGAAUAGUGUGUCGGUUAGUAGUUUGCCUCCCUCUGCUGGCAGUGUUGCUUCUGGAUAUGGUGGUGCCUUCGGGAAUACCGGUGGCACGAUUCAUGGAAGCUUCCCGUUGAAUCCUUCUACUGCUACUAGUACCUCUCUGGGUAUUGAUGAUGGGCUAAGUUCUCGGUACAAGGACAUCAAUCAGUUAUUGUCUCUUCAACAGGGUGACAAUGCAGGCAUGUGGCUCCAUGGACAUGGUUCAAGAACAAUGUCUGCACCUCCAGCCAAUCCAUACUACACCCUUCAGGGGCACAAUCAGCAAGCCAGUGGGUUCCGUCACGUUCCACAGCAGUCAUCUCAGAAUCACGCGUUGGGAUACCACCCAAACUUCUACCAUUCUCAAGCUGGAAUCUCGUUGGAUCAUCUUCACCAGCAGCAGCAGAACCCUAGAGACGGUUCUUUGGCAGGAGCUCAAGUCCAGCCGAAGCCAUCCUCCCAGCAACAGCUGUGGCAAAACAGCUACUAAUCUUUUAAUUUCCCUCUCCUCCCUUCUAGUGCCUCUCAGAUUUUUCAGGGUCUUGUAAUGAUAAUGAAAGCUGCCUUUCGAGCAAGUUUGGCUAUGCCAAUAAUUUAUGUUCCCAGGCGUGCCAAAGCUCAGAUGGCUGCUACCCUGUACUUUUUGUUAUUUACUUUUUCUCUUCAUAUCAUAAUCAGUUAAUGUAGCUAUUAGAGACACAUUUGGCUUUAGUAGGAAUCUUUGUGCUUGAGUUUUUCAACUUCCCCCCUCACCCAGUGUAAUGCCACCCCAUCCCACUUUAACUUAUAUCUAUAGAUAUUGCCAUAUUGAUCUGUUAUAUGAAAUUUGUCAAUGUCAAAUUUGGAUUGACA
This is a messenger RNA of Cuscuta europaea, 3133 nucleotides long. The record is from the annotation of a GenBank genome assembly. NCBI's taxonomy places the organism in Eukaryota, Viridiplantae, Streptophyta, Magnoliopsida, Solanales, Convolvulaceae.